Molecule: messenger RNA, 5152 nt
Organism: Caenorhabditis angaria
Lineage: Eukaryota; Metazoa; Nematoda; Chromadorea; Rhabditida; Rhabditidae
Source: the annotation of a GenBank genome assembly
AUGCUUUCAAAGUUUGUUAGCAGGUCAGUUGAUUUCCAAAUUCUGAAUCUCUGAAAAAAAAAAUUCCAGAAAAUUAAAUUUUCAGAAGAUUUUUCGCCUCUUCUAGACAACUUGUAAAUGUGCAAGAGACGAAGGAUCGUUUGGUGAAAGUGACGUGGAAUGACGGUAUGUUCCUUUAAAUCUAGCUACAGUAUCCCAUGUUCCUUUAAAGUACUGUAGAUCGCUGCGAGACCCAGAGAGGAUUAUGUAUCGUUAGAGACAAAAAUACUAAAAUCAAUUUCGGUCCAAAAUAUUAGCUACAUAAUUGAAACGUAUUUUCGGCGGUAAAAUUUUUGGGAAUGAACGUUCUUUUAAAUAUAGCUACAGUAACCUAGAGUACUGUAGAUCGCUGCGAGACCCGGAGAGGAUUAUUUUGAGUCUGAACAAGCCUAGGGGUACUGUAGAUCGCCGUGAGACCCGGAGAAGAGUCUAAAGAAGCCUCGAGCGCGUAAGCGCGAGUGUAGGCUGAAAAUUCCGCGUAAGCGGCUCGAGCGGAGCGAGUGUAUGUCCCUUUAAAUCUAGCUACAGUACCCCAUAAUCCUUUAGAGUACUGUAGAUCGCUGCAAGACCCGGAGAGGGUUAUUUUGAGUCCUCGAGCGCGUAAGCGCGAGCGUAGGCGGAAAAUGCCGCGUGAGCGGCUCGAGCGGAGCGAGUGUAUGUCCCUUUAAAUCUAGCUACAGUACCCCAUGUUCCUUGAAGGUACUGUAGAUUGCUGCGGGACCCGGAGAGGAUCAUUUUGAGUCCAAACAUUAUAGGGUAGAUUCAUGCUGUCCCUUUAAAUUUACAGUACCCCUCAUUUUUGCAGGACGUGUGAGCACCUUCCCAUUGAUCUGGCUUCGCGAUACUUCCCCCGAUCCUUCUACCUACACCCAAACUCCCGCCAUGACCGCCCGAAAUCUCACCAUGAACACAUUCGACGUCGAACAGACCGCCCAGAAAAUCUGGCUGGAUUCUGAAUCCGACACCCUCAACAUCCAAUGGACUUCCCAAGAGCUCAUCUCCACCUAUCCUUCCGCGUGGCUCCGCUUACGCGACCCAAGCAACGCGGAAAGCCGCGCCGCUCGUCGACGCGUCUAUUUGGCGCCCGGCGAGACGUGGGGCGCGGAAAAGUUGGGGAGCUUGCAGCGAUUUGAGCAUGGCGGGUUUUUGCGCGAUGACCGCAUUGCUCAUGAUUUCCUUGCGGCAGUUUGCCGCGACGGAAUUGCGGUGUUGAGCGGCGCAAAAAAGGGAAGACGCGGAGCGGUUGAGGCGAUUGGCGAGAGGAUUGGAAUGAUCAAAAGGACGCAUUUUGGGUGAGUACGGUAGAUCAAGAGCUUCAUUUUGAUACCAAAAUGUCCCAUUAAAUCUAGCUACAGUACCCAGAGUACUGUAGAUCGCUUUGGGGAAUUUUUUGAUAUAAAAAAUGACAGGGUUACUGUAGGUUUUGACGCGAAAAAAAAACAUUUUCACGUGACCUAGUUUUCCAAAAAAAAAUCAUAAAUUUUCAAAAAAAAAAAUUAUUUCUAAUAUUUUUUCGUAAAUUUGAGUGGGAACAAGUUAAUCAAUCGCAUUGUUAGUUGAAUUCAAAAUAUAAGGUUGUUAUUUUCUUUAAGCCAAAAUCUACAAUUGCGACAAGUUGAAAUUGAAAAUCUUUUUAUUCCAACGUUUCGACGUAUAACGUCAUCAUCAGGGAUAAUACUGAAAAAAUAAAAUGGGUUAUUUACAAUGUAUAAGUUACAAAUUUUUGAAAUAAACUUAAAAAACCAAAAAUCUCGAAAAACCAACAAAAAAUAAAAUAAAAUAAACCUGCUAAAGUGCGUGUAGGCGGAGUGUUGUUAGUACUUUAGGAGAAUUUUUAUUCUUUUGAUUUGUUUUUUUAUUGUGAAAUUGAAAUUGAAAUGAAUUUAGAUGAGAAUUUGUGUUUUAUUGAUGUUAGUUAGAAAGAAUUUGGUAUUUGGAUUGUUCCAAGCCUUGUGAUCAUAUCCGAGAGUUCCUCUUUAUUGUUUAAUGAAGGAUUGUGAUGUUUUAUCAAAACCCCUUCUCUGAUCUUCCGAAUAUUAGUAUUGCGUUCGACUUCCAGAAUAUCAACAUCAAUCACCAAAGCCUCUCCACCAUGUUUUUCCUUAGAAUGUUUUGCCCAAACACUCGAACUAUAAGACUUAGUCAUAGGUUUAUUGCAGGCACGUCUGUGUUCCGCAAACCUAGACUCAAAAGGUCGGCCUGUUUCUCCAAUAUAAAAUUCCCCGCAGUCACAUGUGAUUUUAUAAAUUACGCCUUUCACAUUACAUUUUCCUAUUCCGAAUUUUUCACAGAUUCUACAGUCACGAUGAUUGCAGGUAGAUUCGAAACAUCUGUUUUUGACCAAGAUAUCUUUAAGUGACCUCCCUUUGAGUUCAACCACUUGUGUAUCCAGUUCAAAUUCUUUCAGAAUGUUCCGAAUCCGUUUCGUGACCAUAUCACCCAUGAAAGGAAUAGUCAUAAUACAAUGAUCUACAUUGGUUUGAACGGAUACUCGUUUUUGAUAGAAAGGUCUAUUAGAUUUUUGUUUAGAAAUAUUGUAUCCGUUUUUCUCCAAUACUCUUAACGCCAAAUUUUCUGAAUAGGACUUAUUAUCCGAAGUAGAGCAAGAUUUUGCUGUUCGAAUCGUAUUGACUACGAUAUUCGACUUUUGUUUGAUGGGAUGAAAAGAAUCAAACCGUACCAGCAAAUUCUUACUACUUGGUUUCCGAUACCAGCGAUGAACAAUAGAAUUGUCCUGGAUGCGUAAUUCGAAAUUUAGGAAAGGAAGCCAACCAUUGGUAGGCUCUUCCCUUGUUAGUUUUAUGAAGUUGGAUUGUGAAUUGAGACAUUGGAAAAUCUCAUUCAAAUCCUCCUUUGACGCAGCCAGAACAAUUAUAUCGUCAAUGUAACGAUAGAAACAGAUAUUGGAAAGACUACGAGCUGGAAAUUCAAUAGAAUCCAUGUAAAUAACUGCUAACAUUGGUGCAAGGCGGCUCCCCAUAGCCAAUCCUCGACGCACUUUAGCAGGUUUAUUUUAUUUUUUGUUGGUUUUUCGAGAUUUUUGGUUUUUUAAGUUUAUUUCAAAAAUUUGUAACUUAUACAUUGUAAAUAACCCAUUUUAUUUUUUCAGUAUUAUCCCUGAUGAUGACGUUAUACGUCGAAACGUUGGAAUAAAAAGAUUUUCAAUUUCAACUUGUCGCAAUUGUAGAUUUUGGCUUAAAGAAAAUAACAACCUUAUAUUUUGAAUAAUAUUUUUUCUUCAACAAAACCAAAAAAUGCAUGUCAAUUAGGGUAGGUACAGUAAGAUAUGCGCCUUUAAAUCUAGCUACAGUUUCCCAUGUUCCUUUAAAGUACUGUAGAUCGCUGUGAGACCCGGAGAGGAUUAUUUUGAGACCAAAAAAGCCUAGGUUCCAGCGAAGCGCGAGUGUAGGCGGAAAAUUCCGCCUAAGCGGCCGAGCGGAGCGAGUGUAUGUCCCUUUGAAUCUAGCUGAAUUGCUGCGAGACCCUAUGUACAGUAACCAGUAGAUCAAGAGCUUCAAUUUGAUACUAAACAAGCCUAGGUUCCUUCAAAUCCAACUACAGUACCCCAUGUUCCUUUGGAGUACUGUAGAUCGCUUCGGGACCCGGAGAAAAUUAUUUUGAGUCUAAACAAGCCUAGCGCGAGUGUGAGCGGAAAAUUCCGCGUAAGCGGCCGAGCGGAGCGAGUGUAUUUUCCUUUAAAUCUAGCUGUAUCGCUGCGGGACCCUAAUUACAGUAACCGGUCGAUUAAGAGCUUUAUUUUGAUACCGAACAAGCCUAGGUUCCUUUAAAUCCAGCUACAGUACCCCAUGUUCCUUUAAAUUUUCCAGCACAGUCUUCGAAGUUGCCACCAAAUCCGAUGCUUCCAACAUGGCCUACGCUUCCAAUGGCAGUCUCCCCUUUCACACCGAUUUCCCAUCGCUCGCAAACCCUCCGCAACUCCAGCUUCUUCACAUGCUCCAGCGCGCGGAAACCGGCGGCAACUCGCUGUUCGUCGACGGAUUCCACGUGGCACAACAGCUGCGCGCGGAAAAACCGGACGUCUUCGAAGUGCUCACGAAAUAUUCCAUGGAAUACAUUGAGCGGGGCUAUGAUGUUCAUGAAGGUCAAAACGGAAUUGCGGAGCAACGUUUCGAUUAUGAUAUGUGUGCACGGCAUAAAGUGAUUAGGCUUAAUGAGCUGGGCGAAGUUUGCGAGAUACAGUUUGGAAAUGCGAUGAGGAGUUGGUUUUAUGAUUGUGAACCGGACAAGAUUCAGGAGAUCUAUCGGGCGAUGAAGAUUUUCACAGAGUAUUGUUAUCAGGAGCGAAAUGUGUUGAAGUUUGCGUUGGAUGAUGGUGAGAUUUUUGAAAUUUUGAAUUUCGCGUCGAAAAAUACACGUGGCAAUGUUUGGCGCCAAAAGUAGAAAAUUCAAAAUUUUUGAAUUUUUGAGCCAAAAAUUUGAAAUAUUGAUCUUUGACGCCAAAAACGGGGUGUUGAAAAUUUGAAAAUUCAAUUUUCGCACCAAAAAAUCCACGUGGAAAAACUUGGCGCCAAAUUUUAAUAAAUUCAAUUUUUUUUUAUUUUAGCGCCUGAUAUUUUUUCGCGCCAAAAAUACACGUGGCAAAAUUCAGGCAGGAAAUUUUAAUAAUUUAAAAUUUUUAAAAUUUUAGCGCCUGAUUUUUCAAAUUCAAAAUUUUGAGUUUUUUAGCAAAAAAAUCCACGUGUCAACAUUUUUUUCUGAAAAUUUCAAAAUUCAAUUUUCGCGCCAAAAACUCCACGUUGCAAAAUUCAGGCGGUAAAUUCGAAAAUUCAAAUUUUUGCUUUGAAUUCACGUGGCGAUGAUUUUUUUUUGAAUAUUCAAUUUUCGCGCCAAAAAUCCACGCAGUUUUUCAACACCCAAAUUUUGAAAAAUUCAAAUUUCCCGCCCAAAAAUAGUCCACGUCACAAAUUAUCUUCCAGGCGACACCGUACUCUGGGCCAACAAACGUCUGCUGCACACACGCGACGCGUUCCGCAACGCGCCCGGAAAAUCACGAACUUUGACCGGAUGCUAUUUUGACUGGGAUAUUUUGAAGUCACGAAUUCGACACUUGCGAAAUUCACUAAAUCAUCCCGAAAAACAAGUGGCCGCUUAA